AUGGCUAACCGACGGCCUCAGUUCAACCAGCAGUUCCAGGUCGACACGACCCCUCUGCCCGACGAUAUCCCCAAGGUCAAGGAGAUUGGUGCCAGCUCCGCGCCUCUUCUGUCGGCGUCCUACUUCAUCGGUGCCCGUUGCCGCGAAUACAAUGACGACUUCAUGCAGUGCAAGACGGACAGCGCGGGCCGCGGCGAGUUUGAUUGUUUGAAGGAGGGUCGUCGGGUCACCAGAUGCGCCUCCAGCGUGCUGAAGGAUAUCAACACCCACUGCCUCGAGCAGUUCAAGGCUCACUGGACCUGCAUCGAGAACCGUAACCACCAGCUUUACCAGUGCCGACCAGCCGAGUGGAAGCUCAACAAGUGUGUCUACGAGAACCUGAAACUCGAGAAGAACAUCCCCGACCAGCGCCCUGGCGUCACCCCUGUCGAGCUCCGCCACCACAUGAUCUACGCCGACCAAGCCAUCAACACGCUCGAGGGCAAGCCCUUCAUCCCCCCGUCAAAGCAACAAGCAUCGUAG
Colletotrichum paranaense is the source of this 522-nucleotide messenger RNA. Its product is annotated as CHCH domain-containing protein. The record is from RefSeq and is a predicted model, not a curated record. The transcript is spliced from 4 exons. Gene Ontology annotation, biological process: mitochondrial electron transport, NADH to ubiquinone. Lineage: Eukaryota; Fungi; Ascomycota; Sordariomycetes; Glomerellales; Glomerellaceae. Bases 1 to 522 code for a protein of 173 amino acids.